Messenger RNA from Strongyloides ratti, 4095 nucleotides. Its product is annotated as Ankyrin repeat and KAP P-loop domain and Ankyrin repeat-containing domain-containing protein. NCBI's taxonomy places the organism in Eukaryota, Metazoa, Nematoda, Chromadorea, Rhabditida, Strongyloididae. Bases 1 to 4095 code for a protein of 1364 amino acids. The transcript has 2 exons. The record is from RefSeq and is a predicted model, not a curated record. Gene Ontology annotation, molecular function: protein binding.
AUGCCUAAGAAAGAUGAGGUUACUAUACCAUUACAGGAAUAUAAUUCUCAAUUAACGGUAACUUCAUUUUCUGGUGUUUUAUCUAACUUUGCUGAUAUUGCCUUAGGAACAACACAUUCGCAAGGUAUAGAAUUUUUCCAUGCUGUAGAAGAUGGAUUAUCUGAUCAAUUAGCGGGUCUCCAUAAAGGCCAUUGUUUAUCCUUGAAAAACUCUAAUGGUGAGACAUUACUUAUAGUGGCAGCUCGUUUUGGGCAUAUUGAUAUAGUAAAGAAAUUAGUAGAAGAUUCAGAUGUAGAUGAGACAGACAAUGAAGGUUGGAGUGCAUUAUUGAAUGCCGCACAAAAUGGGUUUACAGAAAUAUGUGAUAUUUUAAUACAAAAUGGUGCAAGUGUUGAUUUAAGUGAUUUAAUGGGAUGGACACCAUUGAUGUGGGCUGUAUAUAAUAAUCAUCCUGAUACUGUUAAUCUAUUGUUAGAAAAUAAAGCACAUCCAAACACUGUUGAUGAAGAAGAUGGUUUGACUCCCUUAAUUUUAGCUGCUGGUAGAGGAUUUGAAGAAGUUGCAAACAGUCUCUUAAAAUAUGGUGGUUCAACUAAUGCAUGUGAUAAAUUUGGUUCAACACCACUUAUAUGGGCUUCUAGGAAAGGAUUUUUGAAUAUUGUAGAAAAAUUAUUGUCAAAUGGAUGUGAAUUAGAUGCUGUUGGUAUGCACGGAUCUACAGCAUUAAUGUUAGCAACAAAGGGAAAUUUUGUAAACGUUGUAGAAAAAUUAUUAGCUCAUGAUCCAAACGUCAAUGUUUGUGAUUUAAAUGGACAAUCAGCAUUGGCAACUGCAGCUAGAGAAGGAUAUGCUGAUAUUGUUGAAUUACUUAUUCAAUCUGGAGCUUUUGUUAAUCUUGUUGAUAGAUAUGGAAAUUCAAUAUUAGCAUCAGCAAUACGUAGUGGAAAUAUUAAUAUUGUCAGAUUACUUUUAGAUAAAUAUGCUGAUGUUAAUGCAAAAGAUUCUGAAAAUAGAACACCAUUGCAUUUAGCUAUAGAUAAAAGUUAUAUUGAUAUGGUAGCUUUGAUUUUAGAAAAAAAACCAAAUUUAGAAGUUAAAAAUAAUGAAGGAGAAACACCAUUAUUUAGAGCUGUUAAAACUAGACAUGUUGCAAUAACACAAUUAUUAUUAAAUGCUGGUGCAAAAGUUUCAUGUUAUGAUAAUUAUAAUGAUAAUCCACUACAUCUGGCUAUAAAAGCAAGAUCACAAAGAUUGACAAAACUUUUAUUGACAAAUCCGGCUGAUUCUCGACUACUUUAUCGACCUAAUAAACUUGGAGAAACACCUUAUUCAUUAGAUCAAAGUAAUCCUGCACCCGUAAUACCUAUAAUUUUUGGACAAAUUGAUGGUUCAGUUGAAGCUAAUACAAUGCUUGGAUAUGAUAUUUAUAGUGAUGUUUUAGCAGAUAUUCUUUGUGAUCCAGUACAAAAUUUACCAAUGACUGUUGGUUUUUUUGCCAAGUGGGGAUCAGGUAAAUCAUUAUUAUUACCAAAAAUGAGAGAUAGUAUGAAAUAUUUUGCUCGAAAUUGGCUUGAAUCAGUUGAAUUAACAUUAAGUUAUGUUUUUAUCAUAGCAUCCGCAAUUUUUACUGCAAUUUUUUGUGUCGUUGGAACUACUUUAGCGUCAAUAUCAGGAAGUCAAAAAGUUGUUAAUAUAACAGCAAUUUGUAUAAUUACGGUCUAUAUAAUAAUUAUAUUAUCAUAUUUGUUACUGUACUAUUGUACAAAAAAAACAUAUUGGAAGUCAGUAAAGCAUCUCCAAAAAAGUGUAGCAAAAUUUUUGAGAAGACUAAGACUCGUUGUAGAAGUUUUAUCAUUAAAUUCACCUGAAAGAAGUCACAAAGAAUUAAUUGCAUCUCCUGUAUGUUUCCUAUUUGCUGAUGAUCAUAAAUUGUCAUCAGUUGGUGGACAUCAAUCGUUUACAGUUAUUCUAAAAACGUUAUAUGAAGCAAUUGAAGAUCAUUAUGGUUCUUUAGCUGUUCGAUUGAUUAUGGGGAUCUCUCCAACAUUUAGGUUAGAAAAACAACCCAAAUAUAGAAGAUAUUGUGGAGUACCAAUUCUUAUAACAUCAAUUUUUACUUAUAUUUUUCUAGGAUUAGGAUGUAUAUUUGCUACAAAAGGUUUUUUGGAAAUGGAAACCGAAUUAGAACCAUCAGAAUCAAAUUUUAUUAUUUCUGGUGUUUUUAUAAUUCUAUUUUUACUUUUUUCUAUUUACCCAAUUUAUGUUAUUUUUUAUCAUGUUAUUCUUAAUAGUGGACAUAGAAGAAUGCAAAAAUUAAAUAAAAUGGCUCCAGAAAUACCAUUUGAGACAUUAAUACAUAAAAUGCAGAAUGAAGUUAGAAAAAUGUCUAGUGCUGUUCUUGCAUUAGAUUCAUUCACAAAUAGUCAAACAAGAUUAGUAGUAAUGGUUGAUGGUAUGGAAAAUAAUGAACGUGAAAAAAUUGUAAAAAUGCUUGAUACUUUAACAUUAUUAUUUGGUACAGAACCAAAAUCACCGUUUGUCUUAAUAUUAGCUGUUGAUAGACAUGUUAUUGUAAGAGCUGCAGCAGAAACAAUCAAAACAACGAGAGCUGGAGUUGAUAGAACAGGACAUGAUUAUGUUAAAAAUAUUGUAACGCUUCCAUUUUACAUUCAUAAUCAGAAUAUUAGAAAAAUGAUAAAAGAUAUUAAAGCAAAAGCAGAAAAAGGUGAAUGGGUAAGUGAAACAAUAACAAGGAGAGAUACUUUAUCAGGAAGUAGAAUGUCUCUUACAAUAAGGGAUACAGAAAAUAUGUCAAGGAAAAAUUUUACUCUUCAAAAUGAUAAUCACCAAAAUGCUGGAAAAUUUUUAUAUAACGAUGAUUAUUUUUCAAAUAUUAAUCCAAAUAGUUUAAGAAGAAUUAGUAAUUCAACACAAUUAUCAGGAAGAUUAUUAAGAUCAUUUGAUGUAGAUUUUUCUUGGGUUACUCUUAGUGUGUGGAUAGGUCUUAUAGAACAAUGGCCAUUUAGAAUGGCUUGGUUGUUGGAGAAAGGAGUUUCUUCUUCAGCAGAAAAUGUUACAUUGUAUGAUAUAUUUUUAAAAUUGCGCCAUCGUAUUCCUGUUAAACAUCCAUUAGCAAAAUUAGAUAAAAGUCAAAAAAAUUUUGAAAAAGUUUUAAAAAAAUCUUCUCAAUUAAUAGAACCUUUAACUGCUGGAAAAAUAAGAUUAUUUAUACCAUGCUCUUGUAAUUUUGAUCCAUAUCUUAAAAAAUUAGUUACUGUUGAAUUUAUCUCAGAUAAUGAUGACAACUUAACAGAAUUUAAUCUUGCUGAAAUACUAUUUAAUCUAACAACACAAAGUUUACUUAAAGAUAAAGAUUAUUGGAAUAAACAGGAAACAGUAUUAACAAAGAUGGGAUGUAGUGAAGUAGUUAGUUUUGUUGAACAGCUUCAAUUACCAGAUGAUCGAAUAAAAAAUAUUAGUAAAAAAGUUUAUGAUCUCAAUUUAUCUGGAAUUGUUUUAUUAAACUUUAACUUAGAUGAACUUCAAAAAGAAAUGAAUAUUCCAAUAGGAGAUUGGGGAAUGUUCAAAUUAUUAGUAGAAACAUUGCGUAAAGCAACAAGAAGAAAAGUUUUAAAUAGUAUGAGUAUAGCUGCUGCAACACAAGAAGUUAAAGAUCGAAUAAAUGUUGCAAAACAACAAAUGAUAAAUGAAGAAGCACCCGAAAGUGCUGCUGUUCAAGCUGUGAAGGUAAAAAAAUUAAUCAAAGCACAAAGCUUAACUGCUGAAGUUUAUGAUGAAUUAUAUACAACACCAUCAUUUACAGCUCCAACGUCACCAACUGCAGAAUCUUAUAAAGAAUUCAGCAGGGGACCUAUGUCUGUUAAAAGUGUUAGAAAUGAAAUAAUUAAUGAGGAAGAUGAAAUAGAUAGUAAUAAAAGUGAUAAUGGCUCUAAUCUACUAAAAUUUGACUCUGGAGAAGAAGAUGAAGACGAUGAACCUCAUUUAUCAUAUGACAUGGAAGAUAUAAAUUCAGAUGAUGAAGAAGAAGAUAAAAAUUUAGAGGAAGUAAGAUUAUUGUCUAAAGAACAUAAUUAA